Molecule: messenger RNA, 783 nt
Organism: Zygosaccharomyces rouxii
Lineage: Eukaryota; Fungi; Ascomycota; Saccharomycetes; Saccharomycetales; Saccharomycetaceae
Gene: PUP2
Product: proteasome core particle subunit alpha 5
Exons: 1
Coding region: 1-783 (260 amino acids)
Biological process (GO): proteasome-mediated ubiquitin-dependent protein catabolic process
Cellular component (GO): nucleus; proteasome core complex, alpha-subunit complex; proteasome core complex
Source: RefSeq, a predicted model, not a curated record
AUGUUUUUAACAAGAAGUGAAUAUGACCGUGGUGUGAGUACCUUCUCACCAGAAGGUAGACUAUUUCAAGUGGAAUACUCUUUAGAAGCCAUUAAAUUAGGAUCAACAGCCAUAGGUAUUGCCACUAGUGAAGGUGUGAUUCUUGGUGUCGAGAAAAGAGCUAACUCACCACUACUGGAAGCAGAUUCAAUUGAAAAGAUUCUAGAAGUGGAUCGUCACAUUGGAUGUGCAAUGAGUGGGUUAACUGCAGAUGCACGUUCUAUGAUAGAACACGCCAGAACAGCAGCAGUGACACAUAAUCUUUACUACGAUGAAAAUAUCAGUGUAGAAUCAUUAACACAAUCCGUUUGUGAUCUAGCGUUAAGAUUUGGUGAAGGUGCAUCAGGGGAGGAAAGAUUAAUGUCAAGACCAUUCGGUGUUGCCCUACUGAUUGCAGGUUAUGAUAAGGAUGACGGAUACCAAUUAUUCCAUGCAGAACCUUCGGGAACAUUCUACCGUUAUAAUGCUAAGGCUAUUGGAUCUGGUUCAGAAGGUGCACAGUCGGAAUUACAAAAUGAAUGGCAUUCCUCUUUGACUCUCAAAGAAGCUGAAUUACUAGUGCUCAAGAUUUUGAAGCAGGUCAUGGAAGAAAAAUUGGAUGAAAAUAAUGCUCAAUUGAGUAGUAUCACUAAAGAGGAAGGUUUCAAAAUAUAUGAUGAUAAGAAAACUGCAGAAAUCAUUAAGGCAUUGAAAGAAAAGGAAGCUGAAGAAAGUCCUGAAGAUGGAGACGUGGAGAUGAAUUAA